Glycine soja is the source of this 1334-nucleotide messenger RNA. RefSeq names its product malate dehydrogenase, cytoplasmic-like. The record is from RefSeq and is a predicted model, not a curated record. NCBI's taxonomy places the organism in Eukaryota, Viridiplantae, Streptophyta, Magnoliopsida, Fabales, Fabaceae. Gene Ontology annotation, molecular function: L-malate dehydrogenase (NAD+) activity. Gene Ontology annotation, biological process: tricarboxylic acid cycle; oxaloacetate metabolic process; malate metabolic process. The transcript has 7 exons. Bases 18 to 1139 code for a protein of 373 amino acids.
GCAUAUUAACAGAAAUCAUGGGAUUGGAAAUGAUAGCUGUGGAGAUUGCGGACUAUAUAGUUCUUAAAAAAAUUAUUCUUGUUUUGUUUUGUAUUAUUUUGUUUUGUAAGAUUGUUAGAUACAUGUUCAGUCUUCUCAAAGAAGAGAAAGAACCAAUCACAAUAUUAGUCACCGGUGCAGCAGGGCAAAUUGGAUAUGCUCUUGUUCCAAUGAUUGCAAGAGGGGCAAUGUUGGGCCCAAAUCAACCUAUGAUUCUACACAUGCUUGACAUUGAACCGGCAACAGAAUCCUUAAAAGGGCUGAAGAUGGAACUAAUUGAUGCUGCUUAUCCACUUCUCAGAGGUGUUGUUGCUACUACGGAUGUUGUUGAAGCUUGCAAGGAUGUCAAUAUUGUUGUAAUGGUUGGUGGAUUCCCGCGAAAGGAAGGAAUGGAAAGAAAAGAUGUGAUGUCUAAAAAUGUAUCAAUUUAUAAGGCUCAGGCUUCAGCACUAGAGCAGCAUGCUGCAACAGAUUGUAAGGUACUAGUGGUUGCCAAUCCAGCAAACACCAAUGCUCUCAUUUUGAAAGAAUUUGCUCCUUCAAUUCCUGAGAAAAACAUUACCUGCCUUACACGACUUGAUCACAAUAGAGCAUUAGGCCAAAUCUCAGAGAGGCUAAAUGUUCUUGUUAGUGAUGUGAAAAAUGUCAUUGUUUGGGGCAACCACUCCUCAACCCAAUAUCCAGAUGUCAACCAUGCCACCGUCACUACCAACAGUGGAGAAAAACCAGUUAGAGAAUUAGUUGUGGAUGAUAAUUGGCUAAACAAUGAGUUUAUCACCACUGUUCAACAACGUGGGGCUGCCAUUAUUAAAGCAAGGAAGCAGUCUAGUGCAUUAUCAGCAGCAAGUGCUGCUUGUGAUCACAUACGUGAUUGGGUACUAGGUACUCCUAAGGGAGAAUGGGUAUCAAUGGGAGUAUAUUCUGAUGGAUCUUAUGGUAUCCCAACUGGCCUCAUUUACUCUUUUCCUGUUACGUGUGAGAGAGGAGAUUGGAACAUUGUUCAAGGACUCAAGAUUGAUCAAUUUUCAAGGGAAAAGAUGGACAAAACAGCCCAAGAGCUUAUUGAGGAAAAAACAUUGGCAAAGUCAUGUCUUAAUUAACUACACGUGUUUUCUUGGAAUUAUUCUUCAAUAAUUGUGUCUUUUAACAAAAAGGGAAAACUUAUCUAGUUACCUCUAUCCAAAAAACAAAGGAUAGUUUCAUUCUCUAUCUAAAUUCAUGAUCAAAUUAAUUUAUUUUUAUUGUAUGCUUAUAUGAAAUUUAGUUCCUAAACAAACAAAAGAAAUUGUGUCUGC